Molecule: messenger RNA, 270 nt
Organism: Ostertagia ostertagi
Lineage: Eukaryota; Metazoa; Nematoda; Chromadorea; Rhabditida; Trichostrongylidae
Source: the annotation of a GenBank genome assembly
AUGAGCUACUAUUUGGUUCAGAAAUAUAAAUCCUUGCAGGUGAUCAACAAGUCGAUUGAAACCGGAUCCGAUUUUCUCGAAGAAGGCCUGAUCAAAUGUCCUAAAUCACGUAAGAAAUCACAUAAGAAGAAAUCACAUUCCAAAAUGAAAUCCGCAAUAGUGGUAUUGCCGAAAGAACCCAUUCCAAUGAAGAAGACUUCAAACAAUUUGACGGCCGGAUUAUUCCUUGUAACUACAACUGCGAUUCAAUUGUUCAUUACCUGCUGCUAA